UUGAUGUGUAAGAAAAGAAAAAACGAAAGUAUUGUCCUUUGAUAUCUGCGCCAUAGUAAUAAAUGUAUGAAAAAUAUGCCAAUUCUUUUUGGUCUCUACAAAAUUCCUCCUUUCUUUACACUUUCUUUUCACAUUUGUAUGCAAGUAGAGACGUUGCUUUCGUUUCUUCUUUUCUUUUGUCCUCUUCACACAUUUUGUUCUUAAAUGUUUUGUUCUGUGCAGCGCUACUUGCCAUUGUCUAAUGUGAUUUUUGUUUUCUUCCCAUCCAUCAAACUCAUCGCACUCCACAAGGGUACCAGCGUACUUUCGCCCAGCAUACCGUUGACAUUGGUCAUCUUGCCCGCGCUGAUAAUUGCUCAAAAAUCACCGCAAAAUAUUUUCACCGACCAUUCAUCGCUAUAUAUAUUAGCCUUUGGCAUGGUGGCGGCCAAAGUCACCAAUAAGCUGGUGAUUGCUCACAUGACAAAAGCUGAAAUGGAAUACUUGGAUUGGUCACAAUUGGGACCCGCUUUGCUGUUCUUCAAUCCAUAUUUUAACUGUGUGCUGCCGGAAAUCUGGCUGCUGUGGUUCACCUUCGUCUGGGGCGCGCAUGCUAUCACAUAAUUUAACAAUCUUAUAUAGGAAUAAACAAUAAUAAUAUUAGGUAUGGGAAUAAGCUUCCAUCCUUUCUUAGCUAAACAAUUAAAUAAUACGUGAUACCAUGUUCCAUUGGUAGCUACAACUUUACUCCAUACGGAUUCCUCUGACGAACAUUUCGAGUUCUUUUGACUUGAUCCAUUCAUUGAGACAUUUUGCGAUGCUCUCGUAAAAAGUGAACCGCUCUCUAAUAAGGACUGCCAUCCCCAUGGCAGCCGGUUCUACCUUACCAGAAUGACUCGGGUUUUUCCCCGACCAAGGGCUGCCGCUCCAGUAAACUAGCCCUGUCUAGUGUACCAUAUCCCACCCCCAAUCUUUCGUCACAGGAACAAUCCUUAGCAGCAUGUUUGCUCCGAAUACUUCUCUUCAGGGCUAGCGUCACACUCAACCCUGGACCAAAGGUAUUCUACUGCUGCAUCUGCCACAAACGGCUCCACCCGAUCUCUACCUCGAUUAGGUGUAACAAGUGCAAUGUGUGGUGCCAUCUUAAGACCUGUUCAGGCCUUAAGAAUCAUAGGGAGUGGACAAGGUAUGUGGCCACAAGUUGCUCCCGCCAUUAGGCGGCCCCUGCCUCAACGGCGCUACUGCCCUCAGUGCCGGCACUUCAAACUGCCGUCACCAACAACACCUGAGCGGUAAGGAGCCCCCUUGAGCAACACAACUCCCCCAACGUCCUGCUCCUACCCCAGUGCGGGGACAAACCAGCAGCUCUUGGUCUCCCGCCCAGUCUGCUCCGUGUGUCAGACCAGAGUGCCUCGGAACCUGACAACAGUCCAAUGCAAUUUUUGCAAUGGCUGGUGCCACUUUCGGAGGUGCUCUGGCCUGCGCACCACCCGUGGGUGGACACGCGACUUCGUUGCCCCUUGCUGCAGAGCUCUGCACCCGCAACCGCCCUCUGCGGCGCGGCCGCCUGCCAACGCCAGGCCACAACAACUCUUGCGGAACGCACAGCAGGAUCAACGCAGACAACACCACGCGUCCCCCCGAGUUACGAUUACACUCCCGAGGAGUUUUAAACUCUUUCAACUAAACUGCAACGGACUCAUGAGUAAGAUUGACGAGAUAGUCGACUUUAUGAGCCGACAUGGAAUCAAGAUAGCUGCGGUCCAAGAGACAAAACUGCACGCUAGCUCCCGCCUGAUUACCAGGGGCGGCUACAAUGUGCACAGAAAGGACCACGAGCGAGACCACGGUCGAGGCUUAGCGUUCAUAGUCCACCACACAGUGCAGUACCGUCUUAUCGAUGAAGGCAUCGACCGCAGGGACACAACCUUAGAAUGUCAAGGGAUAGCUGUCCGGUCAGGCGAUGCCGAACUCGAAAUAUAUAAUAUUUACAUACCCCCUGUCACCUGCUGCCCGGCAGGAUAUCACCCUGAUAUUGGUGCGCUCAUCAGGGGAGAAAACCGAUUGGUAGUAGGUGACUUUAAUGCGCGUCACGAUCUUUGGCAUUCAAGCCUGCCAAAUGAUCGUAGGGUACAGCUAUUGGCAGAGCAGAUAGACGAUUCGACAUUCAGCAUUGUAAACGACGACGCCCCCACCAGAGUAGUGGGCAAUUGCUGCAGCUCGCCUGAUAUCACAAUUGCUAGCGCAGGUCUGAUAAAUAGCAUAACCUGGCGACCUAUGCUAUCGCUUGCAUCAGACCACUUGCCCAUUAUCGUCUCGAUCGAGAGACUUGCCGACUUUAUUUCCGCGGAUCACCGGUCAUACGCCAACUUCAACAAAGCUGAUUGGACCAGAUUCGCGGAAUUUACUGAACAUCUUCGGCGCUCUCCCCAUUUCCACCGAUGUGCGCGUAGCGAACGUGCAUUCCGCAAGGCGAUCACAGCUACCGCUGCUCGCUUCAUAUCUGCUUGAAGGAUCAGGGGCAUACGUCCCAAUUUCCCAGCUGAAGCAGCUGUUCUGGCGAACGAGCGUGAUCGCUAAACAAGCGGAACAAAUGGGAAGAGCAUCUGAAGUCCUGCAACUUCACCUCUGGUAUGAGCAAGCUCUGGUCCCUGUCGAACCCGACGAAGCACAAGGACAAGGUGGAUAUCACCUUCAACGGUUGUCCUUCGUCGGAUCCAAAGAGAUGCGCGUGCUUCUUUAGCCGGCAAUUUAUUCUGCAUCCUCCGGCCGACAGAUCCAAACGUAGUGCCACCAGACGGCUGCACAAACUGGCAUACAACAGUGCGCCACUUUCUUUCUCCAGCGACGAGGUUCAGGGGGCCAUCAAACACAUGAAACCAUCAAAAGCCAUUGGCCCUGACGGACUUAACAUGCUGAUGUUGAAAAAGCUGGCUCCGUUGGGAGUAGAAUAUCUCACCAGGGUCUUCAACCUGUCUAUGCCCACUCUCAUAAUUCCUGAUAAGUGGAAAUUAGGGAGAGUGGUCUCACUAUUGAAGCCUGGGAAACCCGCCAACCAAGGGGAGUCUUAUCGUCCGAUAACUUUCCUUUCCCCAGUAGUGAAGACUCUUGAGGCCCUUCUACUUCCACUCUUUACGACACACUUGACCCCAGCCUCGCACCAGCAUGGCUUCCGUAGAGUGCACAGCACCACCACGGCACUCACCGUCAUAAACACUCAGGUAAACCGCGGCCUCAACCAAAACCGCCCAUGCGAGAGGACUGCCCUAGUAGCGUUGGAUCUAAAAAAGGCUUUCGAUACAGUCAGCCACGCCACGCUACUAGAUGACAAUUUACAGCCGACACUCCCGCCAGGGCUGAAGAGGUGGACCGCGAACUACCUGAGUGGUCGUCACUCGUCGGUGAUAUUUCGAGACCAAACGUCUAAACAGAGAAAAAUAAAGCAGGGAGUACCGCAGGGUGGUGUCCUUUCACUCUUGCUUUUCAACUUCUAUAUCUCGAAACUCCCCCAGCCACCAGAGGGAGUCUCCCUGGACUCAUACGCCGACGACUGCACGAUAAUGGCGUCGGGCAAUGAUAUUCAUUUGCUUAGAUUACUUUAUUAUAUUUUUUUCUCUUUAGUCUUUGUUUUUACUACAUAAGAGGGUGUUAACUGAUGGAGGCGCUAUUUACUAUUUAUGAAUACUUUUAAAACUUGCUAAAAAUGAAAAGAUCAGCUUAAAUUAUAGUUUAUAAAAUUUUUUUAGCUCACAAUAUAUAUUUGCAGACGAAUACAA
Messenger RNA from Anastrepha ludens (Mexican fruit fly), 3755 nucleotides. Its product is annotated as cholinephosphotransferase 1-like. Gene Ontology annotation, cellular component: endoplasmic reticulum membrane; Golgi apparatus. The coding region runs from base 205 to 603 and encodes 132 amino acids. Lineage: Eukaryota; Metazoa; Arthropoda; Insecta; Diptera; Tephritidae. The transcript is spliced from 2 exons. The record is from RefSeq and is a predicted model, not a curated record. Gene Ontology annotation, molecular function: diacylglycerol cholinephosphotransferase activity; ethanolaminephosphotransferase activity. Gene Ontology annotation, biological process: phosphatidylethanolamine biosynthetic process.